Molecule: messenger RNA, 981 nt
Organism: Paramecium pentaurelia
Lineage: Eukaryota; Ciliophora; Oligohymenophorea; Peniculida; Parameciidae
Source: the annotation of a GenBank genome assembly
AUGUUUUCAACUGAUCCUAGAUUCCAAUAACAAUUCGGUCAAUAAACUAAUCAAAUUUAGAUUUCACCUAGAUAAAAUCAAUUUGUAAUAUAAUCAAUUUAUUAUAAUAGGUUCAAUCUCCGAGAUAAUUUUAAUAAUCUCCUAGAUAAUUUUAAUAAUCUCCAAGGUAUAACAAUGCCUAGAUGAUUUCUCCUUAGCAAAAAUAAUUAAUAGUUAUCAUUAUUAUAAAUUGUUUAGGGAUCACCUCAAUCGCAACAAUUGAAAUAGCUUCAAUUACAAUAAAGUCCAAUAAUGCCAACUAGUAUGAAAUAAUAAAAUCCUAUAAACAUAUAAAAUCCUAAAAACAUUAGAUCAACAAAUUAACCUUAAAAUAUUGCUUAAACUCAAAGUCCAAAAGUAAAUUGAUUAAUUAAUGUAUGAUUAGACAGCGUAACCUUAAAAAUAAGUUUAAGAAUUUAGACAUGUAGAAAGACCUUUGCAAGUAAUAACUGCUGAUGGUAAGAGUUCUAAUCAAUUUUAAAAGAAAUUGAAGCUCCCUGGAGAUUAAAAUGCUCAGCCUUAGAAAGAUAAAUUUUAGAAUUGCAAAUACAAAUUAGAAAAGACAAUGGAAAAAUUAUUGAGGAAAAUGUAUAAGAAGUGUAAGAUGAUACAAAAGUUAAAAACUUAUAAAACUAAAAGUAAGAAUUAGAAAAAAAGAUUUCUGAUGAUGAAGAAUUUAUACAACAAUAAAGAUAAAAGUUGGAAGAAUUAUAAUAAGAAUAUGAAAUUACAAUAACAGAAAAAAUUUCAUAUGCAUCAAAUGAAGUAGAAACGUGGAUCAAAAAAUACUCAAAUCUAGAAAAAAACUAUAAUGAUAGUUAAUAAAAAAUAUAAAAUCUUAAAAAAUAAUUAGCAUAAGUGGAAGCAGCUGAUAAAGCUAUAUAGGAUUAAAAGAGAAUGGAAACUAAAUAAGAAGUCAGAAAAAGUUCUAAAAUGUAUUGA